Messenger RNA from Choloepus didactylus (southern two-toed sloth), 832 nucleotides. RefSeq names its product histone H2A type 3-like. Gene Ontology annotation, cellular component: nucleosome. The record is from RefSeq and is a predicted model, not a curated record. Gene Ontology annotation, molecular function: structural constituent of chromatin; protein heterodimerization activity; DNA binding. Bases 326 to 718 code for a protein of 130 amino acids. The transcript has a single exon. Lineage: Eukaryota; Metazoa; Chordata; Mammalia; Pilosa; Megalonychidae.
CUCAGGCCGGUCGCCUCGGCUCUUCUAGCGACCCCAAGGAACAAGAAACUCGCCUUUCAGUAGUUCCGCGGCGCGCUCGGGACCCUAUGCAAAUGAGGUUACUUUUACGGUGUUACCUGAUUGGAGAAACCGCAGGACCGGUCAUGAAAAGAAGCCACCAAUGGAGCUACAAGGAUGCAAAACGCCUUUACCCAUUGGUCAGUUUUAAAUGCCGAACGAUACCCAAUGGUAAAUGGUUUGCCUCGGGUUGCGCACCCUCCGAGGCGCAUAAAAGCUUGGCUUGGGGGUGGUCUUGAGCUUUUUCUGGCCACGCGUGUUACACGUCAUGUCCGGCCGUGGGAAGCAGGGAGGCAAGGCUCGCGCCAAGGCCAAGAGCCGCUCGUCCCGUGCGGGGCUGCAGUUCCCCGUGGGCCGCGUCUACCGCCUGCUCCGUAAGGGCAACUAUUCGGAGCGCGUGGGCGCCGGCGCUCCGGUGUACCUGGCGGCGGUGCUCGAGUACCUGACGGCAGAGAUCCUGGAGCUGGCGGGCAACGCGGCCCGCGACAACAAGAAGACGCGCAUCAUCCCGCGCCACCUGCAGCUGGCCAUCCGCAACGACGAGGAGCUCAACAAGCUGCUGGGCCGCGUGACCAUCGCGCAGGGCGGCGUCCUGCCCAACAUCCAGGCCGUGCUGCUGCCCAAGAAGACCGAGAGCCACCACAAGGCCAAGGGCAAGUGAGGGCUUUCCAGGCCGCCCGGCCUCCCGGCCCCAGAAACCAAAGGCUCUUUUCAGAGCCACUCAAAUAUCCAGCAGAAGAGCUGCUGCCACUCUUACUCGUUGCUCAUGCCUUGU